GCAAGCUAGCCGUGGAUCAGUUCAGCCCAAGAGACAGGACUGGGAGGACGUUCUUUUGUUGCCUAAUUUUGUGAGAGAACUUAUAGAAUUCUGAAGAGACUUAACAUUUCGCUUGGAUAUUAAAGUAAAACUAUGACCAGAAGUUGUCAGAAUUUGUAGUGAAUGAGAACAAGUGUACGUCGUGUAGUGUUUAAACGAGAGACUUGAAUGCCGACGAUGACCACCUUCGGGAGACUGUGGCGGCAGUACGUGCCUGCCAGAGUGAGCGAGUUGCUGGCUGUAGUGAGCGUCACAUCCACCUGCAUGCUGUUUAUCCACACGAGCAGCCUACAGUCCCAGCUGGCUGUGUACACCAACAACAUAGACCAUUCCCUCACCGCCCACCACCCCAACAGUUAUUUUGGUUCUGCCGUCGAUGAACCCGAAGGCUCCUCCCGCCACAAAUCAAAAUUCGGUGGUUAUGAUUUGGAUGAAUUCCGAAAUAUUGACCCUAAAACACUGAAUAACACAGUUCAUCACCACAAGAUGACUCUGGUGUUCAACCGUGUUCCCAAGGUAGGGAGCCAGAGCACCAUGGAACUACUCCGCAGCCUCAGCUAUAAGAACGGUUUCACCUUCCACAAGGAUCGUCCGCAGAAAGUUGAAAAUAUUAAACUUACCGAAAGGGAACAGAGGCGCCUGGUACAGCUAGUUGACGUGUUCCGUCCACCGUCAGUCUACGUCAAGCACGUCUGCUACAUGAACUUCACCACGUAUAAUUUAACACAACCGAUCUACGUUAACAUGGUCCGUGACCCAGUGGAGCGCGUUAUCUCCUGGUACUACUACGUGAGAGCCCCUUGGUACUUUGUGGAACGCAAACAGGCAUUCCCAGAGUUGCCUUUGCCUUCUGCUGCCUGGCUUCGAAAGGAUUAUGAGACUUGCGUCUUAACAGGAGACCGGGAGUGCCAGUACCGAGAAGGGGAUGAGCGUUCAGACUUUGCCCAGCUGACAGAAUUUUUCUGUGGACAGGAGAAGAAAUGCACCGGAUUCAACACAGAUUACGCGCUGCAGAAAGCUAAGGAAAACGUUGAGAAGAAUUAUGCAGUGGUGGGAGUGCUGGAAGACCUCAAUACAACUCUUACUGUCCUCGAACACUACGUCCCCAAGUUCUUCAAGGGAGCCAAACACCUCUACUGGAAUGAGGUGCAGAAGUUCUCCAAAGUGAACCGCAACAUAUACAAGCCCACAGUCUCCGAGAAGAUCAAGGACAUCGUUAGGAAAAACUUUACCAGAGAAAUUGAAUUUUAUGAAUUUUGUAAAAGAAGGAUGUACAUGCAGUAUGCUGCUCUUAAUCUUCCUGAUAGUUAUUAAGGAUAAUACCCUAAUUUAGACACAAUUAUCUUCAUUUAGGCAUGUAGUGUAUGUAGGUUAUAUUGAACUAGGGAUCACUGUAGCAGAACACAUCUAAAGAUUUUGACAAAACAGGAAUGAAUACCUGUUGCACUUCACCACAUACCAUAGUGGCCUGUAAGAGUAAAGAAAUUAUCUUCUCUACAUGUAUUGUACUAUAAAAAAUAUUAAAUAAGCAUUUUUUUUAGCAAAUUUAGAAAAUAUUGUAAUAAUACUCUUGUCAUAAUCUAAUAUUGAUUACCUUAUUUACUUAAUGGCCAUCCAAACUAGAGGUGGCCACCCAAACUAGAGGUGACCGUACUGAGGAAAGUAGGUGAAUGGUCAGUGUAGGAUCCUUCUAUUGUUCUUGAUAGUCAUACCUAACAUAAUGUAAUUCAAGUACACAAUCCAUCUGUAACUAGAUGUAACCUAACCAUACCAAGGUUAGGUUAUAUUUAAGAUAAACUUGGUUAGGUUAGGUUAGGUUAGGUUAGGCUAGGC
Molecule: messenger RNA, 1872 nt
Organism: Homarus americanus (American lobster)
Lineage: Eukaryota; Metazoa; Arthropoda; Malacostraca; Decapoda; Nephropidae
Gene: pip
Product: heparan sulfate 2-O-sulfotransferase pipe-like
Exons: 9
Coding region: 208-1353 (381 amino acids)
Cellular component (GO): membrane
Molecular function (GO): sulfotransferase activity
Source: RefSeq, a predicted model, not a curated record